AUGCUCACUGCCUUUGUCUUGCACCGGACGCUACUGCUCUGCUGGCUGGCUGCCCCCUGGCCGGCUCAAACCGAGAAGCUUUUCCACAGCCGGGACCGCUCGGACCUGGAGCCAUCCCCCCUACACUGGGCCAAGCCUAUCACCAACCUCCACUCUGCGCAGAGAUUCUUGUCCCGAUAUGGCUGGUCGGAGGUGUCUUCAGCCUGGGGUCCCAUCCCCAAGGAGUCAUCAGAGGCCCCUACGGGCACCACCCUGGCUGAGGCCAUGCGCAGGUUCCAGAGGGCAAACGCACUUCCAGCUAGUGGGAAGCUGGAUGUGGCCACACUAGCGGCCAUGAACAGGCCACGCUGUGGUGUCCCUGACACACGGAUGCCACUCCAGGCCACCCUGACGACCCCACCAGCCCCACGAACCCCUCUAGGUCCACGGCCCAGGGCCCGACCAAAGCGCUUCCUGCAAAUGCUGCUGCCCAGGCUGGGUGGGCAGCAGGAGGACUCCUCGGGCCGCAGGGCCAUCCAGGCCUUCUCCAAGAAGACCCUGACUUGGAGGCUGGUGAGUGAGGCCUACAGCAGCCAGCUCUCUGUGGAGGAGCAGAGAUACAUUUUCAGGCUGGCCUUCAGGAUGUGGAGUGAGGUGACACCGCUGAAUUUUCGGGAAGACCUCACUGCCCCUGGGACUGCAGUGGACAUAAAACUAGGGUUUGGGAGAGGCCGGCACCUGGGCUGUCCUCGGGUAUUUGACGGGAGUGGGCAGGAGUUUGCACAUGCCUGGCACCUGGGUGAUAUUCACUUCGACGAUGACGAGCACUUCACGCCUCCCACUAGUGACACGGGCAUCAGCCUUCUCCAAGUCGCUGUCCACGAAAUUGGCCAUGCCCUUGGCUUGUCCCACACCUACAGGAUGGGAUCCAUAAUGCAACCAAAUUAUAUCCCCCAGGAACCUGCCUUUGAGUUGGACUGGUCAGACCGAAAGGCCGUUCAGAAACUGUAUGGUUCCUGUGAGGGAUCAUUUGAUGUUGCAUUUGACUGGAUUCGCAAAGAGAGAAACCGAUAUGGCGAAGUGAGGGUGAGAUUUAGCACGUAUUUCUUCCGCAAGAGCUGGUACUGGCUCUAUGAAAAUCGCAACAACAGGACACGCUAUGGGGACCCUCUCCAAAUCCUCACCGGCUGGCGUGGGAUCCCGACACAAAACCUAGAUGCCUUCGUCCACAUCUGGACGUGGACAAGAGAUGAACGUUACUUUUUUAAAGGAAACCAAUACUGGAGAUACGACAGUGACAAGGAUCAGGCCCAUACAGAAGAUGAACAAGGAAGAAGCUACCCCAAGCUGAUUUCAGAAGGGUUUCCUGGCAUUCCCAGUCCCCUGGAUACAGCCUUUUAUGACCGAAGGCAGCAGUUAAUUUACUUCUUCAAGGAGUCCUCCGUAUUUGCAUUUGAUGUCAACAGAAAUCAAGUACUUAAUUCUUAUCCACUGAAGAUUACUGAAGCCUUUCCAGCAAUAACACCACAGAAUCAUCCCUUCAGCAGUAUAGAUUUGGCUUACUACUCCUAUGCACACAACUCUGUUUUCUUUUUCAAAGGCAAUGCAUAUUGGAAAGUAGUUAGUGACAAGGACAAACAACAGAACUCCCGUCUUCCUUCUAAUGGCGUAUUUCCAAAAAAGUCUACUUCAGGGAAGUGGUUUGACAUUUGUGACGUCCAUCCAUCCACACUGAAUAUGUAA
Molecule: messenger RNA, 1722 nt
Organism: Castor canadensis (American beaver)
Lineage: Eukaryota; Metazoa; Chordata; Mammalia; Rodentia; Castoridae
Gene: Mmp21
Product: matrix metallopeptidase 21
Biological process (GO): proteolysis; collagen catabolic process; extracellular matrix organization
Cellular component (GO): extracellular matrix
Molecular function (GO): zinc ion binding; metalloendopeptidase activity
Source: RefSeq, a predicted model, not a curated record